Molecule: messenger RNA, 1380 nt
Organism: Penicillium brevicompactum
Lineage: Eukaryota; Fungi; Ascomycota; Eurotiomycetes; Eurotiales; Aspergillaceae
Product: MFS transporter
Exons: 1
Coding region: 1-1380 (459 amino acids)
Biological process (GO): transmembrane transport
Molecular function (GO): transmembrane transporter activity
Source: RefSeq, a predicted model, not a curated record
AUGUUUGUGGUCUCCUUUGCUGCCGGUACUGAUAUCUUCAUGUAUGGAUUGAUAGUACCGGUAACGCCCACUGCACUCAGGGAUAGAGUCGGACUAUCAGAAGACAGUAUUCAAUCCUGGACUUCUAUUCUUCUCGCUUUAUAUGCGGGCGCUCUGUUGGCGUUCGCCCCCGUUGUCGGCUAUUUAGCUGAUCGCGCAGAGUCACGAAGAUGGCCACUGCUCAUCGGUCUUGUGGCGCUCGGCGCUGCGACAGCUUUACUAUGCGUCGGUACGAACAUUGCACUCUGGAUUGUCGGUCGAUUAUUCCAAGGUGCAGCAGCAGCAAUUGUCUGGACUGCCGGCCUUGCUCUGAUGGUCGAUACUGUCGGUAAGGAUGGUCUCGGCCAGGCAAUUGGGUAUGUGUCCAUGGCUAUCAGCGUGGGAACACUAGGCGGUCCAUUGCUUGGUGGUGUGGUCUACCAAAAUGGCGGAUACUACGCUGUUUUCGGUCUCGCAUUUGCCUUUAUUGGAUUAGAUAUCGUCUUCCGAUUGCUUCUGAUUGAGAAAAGACAUGCCUUGAAAUGGAUUACUCCAGAGUUGGAACGACCAGCCUCCGAAAGCAGCUCAACAAACAAAGAGCCGGUCGUCUCAGAAGUGCCUCCGACGCCGAGCACUGGAUCAGACAUACAAGCAACCAAAAAGCCUCCUUCGCGCAGUGCCUUCGCUCGUGUCGGCACUCUACUGAGCUCGCCUCGCCUCGUCGUAUCUCUCUGGGGAUAUUUUGUCAUCUCGCUUGUCCUGGCUUCUUUUGAUAGUGUCUUACCACUCUUCGUGCAAGACACCUUUGGAUGGCAACAAAGUGGCCAAGGACUCAUCUUCAUUCCGCUCAUGGUGCCACACCUCGUGGAUCCACUCACUGGCUGGGUGAUUGACAAGUAUCCCAAAUCGAUUCGUUAUUUCACAGCCACUGCUUUCCUCUCUGCCGUCCCUGUGAUGGUGCUUCUUCGUCUUGUGACCGAUAACUCUAUGCAACACAAGAUCCUCCUCUGCGCUCUUCUCGCUCUUGUGGGCCUCUGCUUUGCCGUGGCUAUGCCGCCUCUUGUUGCGGAGACAUUCCACGCGGUCAAGGAGAAGGAAGAUAAAACCCCUGGUAUUUUUGGCCGCGGUGGAGCUAUGGCGCUUGCUUUCGGGUUGGUGAACAUGGGUUUCGCGGCAGGUGCGCUCAUUGGGCCGUUUUUUGCUGGGUUUAUUCGCCAGAGCGCAGGUUGGGGGACAAUGGGUUGGGCAUUGGGUUUGAUUGCUGGUACUUCAUCUGUGCCAAUUCUGAUGUUCCUCGGUGGAUGGAUAUUAAGACCUUCCACAUCGAGCGAUGCUGCUGUCACGGACAAUUCGGCAUCUUGA